AACACGACUUAUCUUUAUUUUGCAGCGUUCUUAGCGAGAUUUCCACUUAUAUAUGCGUAUGUGGUACCUAUCUUCAAGUUCUGCCGAUUUAUUUGUUGUUUGAAUACGUUAAAUUGUGUAUAUAAGGAACCUUCACUAAUAGCAUCAACCAAAAUACAGGAAUAUUUAAAUACAAGGCAGAAUGUUGCAGAAGCUUCUUCCAAUAACUGGUUGCUUGAUCUUUAUAUCAUGCAAGCAUAUCUUGGCGACUGGUGGGUGUCAGUCCAAUACAAACCAAGUUCAAAUUUGCGCACCUGUGUCUAGUUUGUCUGCACUACCUGGUGACAGUGGAGAUUUCUUUUCUCAACUGAAUGGCAGAGCCGGGGUGCGUGGUAAAGCUGGCCCUAAAGGAGAAAAGGGAAUUCGCGGCCCUCCUGGACCCAGAACAGAAAAUGAAAAUGAAUGCAACUGCAAUGAAGAACUGGAACGUCUUCGAAAUGAAAUUCGACAAUUUACGGCUCUUGUAAAUGUUAAUGAAUACAACUGCAGUGAAGAACUGGAAUCUCUUCGAAAUGAAAUUCGACAAGUUAAUGCUGAUGGUUGCCCGAGCGUCAUUUUCAACUUUUCAAGAUUGAAUCAAAUCACAGAUUAUGUUCGGUAUCGACAUUACGUUCCCCAGCUAAAUUCCGCUACAAUAUGCAUGUGGGUGCACACGUCCGAUUUUACUGACAGUUCUUUAUUCAGUUACGCGACCAGAUCCGGGCAUGCCAACGAGAUACUUAUAAUAUUAAGGAAUUCAAGAAGAAUUUCGUUUUUUUUGGAGAACAAACGUGUAAAAGAUUUUACCUUUUCCUCAAUGAUGAACCAAUGGGCUCACCUUUGCGUUUGGUUCUCCACACGAACAUCGCAACUCGGAGUUUACAUUAACGGUAAUAAUUUGGGGAGUUUCCCUUACACUGGCGGCUAUGUAAGAGGUGGGGGGUCGUUGAUACUUGGUCAAGAUCAAGACCAAUUCGACGCUGGUGAUUUACAAGCUUCACAGGCGUUUAGCGGGCAAAUAUCCAGUCCAAUAAUCUGGCCGCGUGUUUUGACCGCUUCGGAGAUUUCCGACGUCACGCACCGUUGCAUUUGCCCACGUGACUACGCAAUAACGAUGACGUUGGACAAAGUUGAGUUGCAUGGAACAGCGGGAUAUCGAAUGGAAGAUUGUCCUCCU
Messenger RNA from Ciona intestinalis (vase tunicate), 1195 nucleotides. Lineage: Eukaryota; Metazoa; Chordata; Ascidiacea; Phlebobranchia; Cionidae. The record is from RefSeq and is a predicted model, not a curated record.